Molecule: messenger RNA, 889 nt
Organism: Vombatus ursinus (common wombat)
Lineage: Eukaryota; Metazoa; Chordata; Mammalia; Diprotodontia; Vombatidae
Product: beta-microseminoprotein J1-like
Exons: 4
Coding region: 281-619 (112 amino acids)
Source: RefSeq, a predicted model, not a curated record
CUGAGGAGGCCUGAUCCCAAAUUGUUAUACAAUUGGCAUCCAUUGCUUAAUACAUUUAUAUGCUUGGAAGCUUGAACCUUUGUUUCCUUGGUUAUUUCAGAUUUCACCCAUCACAAUUUUUGGCAGAGUCAACCAGGGUGAGUAAGGACUCCAAAGGGAAGCCUUUAUAAAGAACUGCUUUGAGCUCUCUGGACAUUUCUUUGAAGGAUUUCUUCAAGGAAGACUGCCCCAGGAGUUUGGACUCCUCUAACUCUCUUUUUGUUUCUGAGUAAAGAAAACCAUGCUAAGUGUUCUCCUUUCCUUGGCUAUCUUUGUGACAUUUUGUGAUGCUCAGUGCAAAUAUAUUGGCUUGGAGAUCAAUCCAGGGGCUCCAAUACAAGGUUGCAGGGAUGUUGAUGGUACAAUGCGUAAGUUUGGCAGUCAAUGGCUGUCUGAUUGUAACCUCUGUACAUGUGAUGAAACAUCUGGAAUAGAGUGCUGCAGCACGUUGAUGAGGCCCAUAGGGUAUGACACUGACAAGUGCAAGGAAAUCUUCAACAAGUUUACCUGUAUGUUCACUGUUGUACAGAAAAACAAUCCUUCUAUAAUCUGUAAGGUCACACGGUAUAUAGGUUUAUAACUCCACCUCCUCCUCGAGAUCUUCCUUCCAAAGUCAUUGCAUCCCAAUGGAACUUGUCAAGGUUUGAAACAAUCGCCCGUUCCUUGGAAUUCAGAGCAGCAGGGCCUGGGAACCAUGUGGCCAUUAUGUUGGAUCUUCAUUACAUUGAAAACAUUGUCAAAUCUUAGGCACACUGAUUCAAACCACAAAGUGCCAUUUCUGUGGCUUCUGAGAUCCUCUGGGCAUUUAGAUUGUGCCCGUACCUCUUGUAACCUGCUGUCUGAUGGAUGC